UUAUUAACUACCAAAGAACUAAAGGAGUAAAGGUCAUCAUCACCUUCAUCCAAAGAUGAGACGCCUACCACUACUAGCUCUCAUGAUCUGGUUCUUGCUAUUUGCAUCCACUGCAGCGAAGGCAAGAAUUAUCCACCCGUCGUCGUCACUGCUGGACUCCGACGACGCGGCGGCGUUACUGGAUUUCAAGGAAAAGCUCGGUGGCGGUGGCACCUCACUGUUGUCAUGGAACGGAAGCACCCAUUUUUGCACGUGGCAGGGAGUGACUUGCAGCCGUCGACACCCAGAGAGGGUCACGGCCAUCGACCUCCCUGCCGGAGGUUUUGUGGGCCCCAUCUCCCCAGCCGUCGGCAACCUCUCCUUCCUCCGAAGCAUCAACCUCUCCUCGAACGCACUCCAUGGCGAGAUCCCUUCGUCGAUUGGCCGCCUUCGCCGCCUGCAGUACCUCGACCUCAGCUCCAAUUCCAUCGGCGGCGAGAUCCCUAUGGGCAUGAGCAACUGCUCGGAGCUAAGGUAUAUUGACCUAUAUGAGAAUCUGAUCGUGGGAUCAACCCCCCCUUGGCUCGGCUCCUUCACGAGGCUGGCUGUUCUUAAUCUCGGCAAAAACAAUAUCACCGGAGUAAUUCCGUCAUCCCUCACCAACGCCUCAUCCCUCUUAACGCUGGUCCUCUACCGGAACCACAUAGAAGGCAUUAUCCCGGAAGGCCUUGGUCACCUUACCAACCUCAGGUUUCUUCAAAUCUCCGGCAACAAUAUCUCCGACACGAUCCCUACUCCUCUCUACAAUUUGACCUCUCUACGCUACUUCGCUGCGGCAGGGAACCAGUUGCACGGGAGACUUCCUGCUGACAUCGGAAGCACGCUCAGCAAUCUCCAAGUUCUCUUCUUAAGCGGAAAUAAAUUCACAGGCCAAAUUCCAGCUUCCAUCACAAAUUGCUCCGGCCUAAGCAUGCUUGCCGUCUCGUACAACGAUUUCAGUGGCCACUUGCCUGCCAAAACUGGCAGAUUAACAUCGCUCACUCUAUUCAACAUGGGUGUGAACCAUUUUGAAGCUCAAACCGCUGAAGACUGGAAUUUUUUGUCUUCGUUGACAAAUUGUUCCUACUUGCAACAGGUCUACCUCGACCACAAUUACAAGCUGGGCGGGGUGCUGCCAUCUGCUGUCGCCAACUUAUCAGUAGGGCUCCAAGUGCUAAACGUGGGAGGGAAUGCGAUCUCCGGGAGCAUACCAUCGGGGAUAGGAAAUCUAGUUGGCCUGGAACGACUUGUGCUCUAUGAGAAUCAUUUCACUGGCAACAUUCCAGAAGGGAUUGGCCGUCUCCGGCGACUACAGUGGCUGACCUUGGAUGAGAACAACCUCUCUGGUAAAAUCCCCCCCUCCGUUGGCAAUCUCACGCAAUUGUAUUACCUCACUGCGCCUUACAAUACAUUGCGAGGCCCAAUUCCAGCAACAAUCGGGCGCUUGCAGAGCCUGACAUACUUGGUGUUGUCCAACAAUUUCCUCCAUGGUGCCAUUCCAGAAGAAGUAGCCAACUUAACUGUUUUGUCUGACACCAUUGAUUUGCGAUUUAAUUUACUCACAGGAUCUUUGCCUUCUGAUUUGGGAAACUUAAAGAACGUGGAAAACUUCUUUGUGUCUGGAAAUAGAUUACGAGGACAGAUACCGAGCACACUUGGCGACUGUAAGGUGCUGGAGUACCUGACGUUGGAUGCCAAUUUCUUCCAAGGCAGUAUACCUUCGGCUCUUGGCAACCUAGCAGGACUCAAAGUUCUAAACCUGACGAAGAACAACUUGACCGGUGAGAUUCCUCAAACAUUGAGCUCCAUAGAUGGUCUUCAAGAGUUGUAUCUUUCACACAACGAGUUGUCAGGUGCUAUCCCCGAGUCCUUACAGAAUUUGAGCUCUUUAUUUUCAAUCGAUCUCUCUUUCAAUCAUCUACAAGGUCCGGUGCCGACCGAGGGCGUCUUUAGCAACAUCACUCUCAUGUCAAUCGUUGGGAACGAUGGGCUCUGCGGUGGUUCACAAAGUCUCCACUUACCUGCAUGCCCCGCCCAACCUCAUGGAAGAAGACGCUCCAUAUCGGUUCCACUUGCGGUUGCGAUUCCCACUCUCUGUUUUUGUUUCCUCUCGGCCAUCGUCUCCGUUCUUGUUUAUUGUAGGAAGAAACAUAACAAAACCCGAUUUACAUCGUCGACUUCUCCCUUCGAUGGGCAGUACCCUAUGAUAUCAUAUGCAGAGUUGUUGAGAUCCACCGCCGGAUUUGAUGCCGCGAAUCUAAUUGGCCGAGGGAGAUUCGGCUCAGUGUACAAAGCGACUCUUGAGCAUGACAAUAGAACCGUGGCAGUCAAGGUAUUUGACCUUCAGCAAUCAGGCUCCUCCCGAAGUUUCUUAGCGGAAUGCGAGGCUUUAAGCCGCAUCCGCCAUCGGAACCUCGUCAAGAUCGUAACUUGUUGCUCUAGCAUCGACUCCGAUGGCGCCGACUUCAAAGCAUUAGUCUUCGACUUCAUGGCUAACAAGAGCUUAGAUAGGUGGCUGCACCCCCAGCUCGAAGACGACAGCAGAGAGCAUGAAGAAGUAAGCAAUUUGAGCCUGAUACAGAGGUUGAACAUUGCUAUCGACGUCACUGAAGCAUUGGAUUAUCUUCAUAAUAAUUGCAACCCACCCAUCGUCCACUGCGAUCUGAAGCCGAGCAACAUUCUUCUGGACGAGGACAUGGUCGCCCAUGUUGGGGACUUUGGGCUCGCUAAGCUCCUCCCAGAGGCGAUGAGCAGGUCAUUUACUGACUCAAUUACAAAUUCAAUUGGAUUGAAAGGAUCUAUUGGUUACGUUCCUCCAGAGUAUGCAGAAGGCAGCCCUGUUUCCGUAAGUGGUGACGCCUACAGCUUCGGCAUACUUCUGUUGGAGCUACUUACCGGUAAGAGCCCAGUUGAUGAGAUAUUCGAGGAAGGGCUAACUCUGCGCAGGUUUGUGGAGAUGAGAGGAGCCAUGGAGAUUGUUGAUCCAGCUUUGCUCUUGCAUGACGAUGGAACGAUCGAUUGGUGGAACAGCGUCGAAGAGUGUUCGACUUCCCUUGCAAGGAUCGGUCUCGCGUGCACCGAGCAAGCGCCGCGAGAUCGAAUGGGCAUGGGAGAUAUUGUUGCACAGCUACGCGCCGUCAAGAACGUGUUUGUCAAAAAGAUCGAAACGACGGACAAUGAAAAUGGGAAAUAACACGUAAUGGUUCAAUACUGCUAGGGGUGAGCAAAUCUGUCUAGGGUUGGAUAUCGGUUUUUGGUAUUACAUUUCCUGAUCUAACAGGGUCUGAUAACUUUUAUCCUAAUAAUUAAAUUAAUUCGAUCCGUUAUCAUCCUUGUAAUAAUUACUGUCGAUAAACUACUUUUAAUUUGUUGGCACUAUUAAUUACUCC
Messenger RNA from Zingiber officinale, 3407 nucleotides. Its product is annotated as putative receptor-like protein kinase At3g47110. Gene Ontology annotation, molecular function: protein binding; protein kinase activity; ATP binding. The transcript has 2 exons. Gene Ontology annotation, cellular component: plasma membrane. Lineage: Eukaryota; Viridiplantae; Streptophyta; Magnoliopsida; Zingiberales; Zingiberaceae. The coding region runs from base 56 to 3211 and encodes 1051 amino acids. Gene Ontology annotation, biological process: protein phosphorylation. The record is from RefSeq and is a predicted model, not a curated record.